Aphanomyces astaci is the source of this 3989-nucleotide messenger RNA. RefSeq lists its product as hypothetical. The record is from RefSeq and is a predicted model, not a curated record. NCBI's taxonomy places the organism in Eukaryota, Oomycota, Saprolegniomycetes, Saprolegniales, Verrucalvaceae. The transcript has 2 exons. The coding region runs from base 1322 to 1819 and encodes 165 amino acids.
UUACACCUGAACACUUUCCUAAGUAACCGAUUUCCAAGAUCCAUCCCCUCACGAUUACACUCAUUACGCCAGUGAGUCCAACUUAAAACGAGCAAAACGAAUAAAUAAAUUGAACUUUUAAGGCGAGUCGACAACGUCGGCGGCGAGUGCCACAGCCGCCAGCGUUCCUUCCGUGGCAGCAGAUUCAGCAACGUCCGUCAACGGGUUUGCUUCCCCAGCGGGUUCCGUUUCAACAGACGCGGGCACUUCCACGUUGGCCAUCACAGAGGCAACUGGUGCCACAGCCACUACCUCGACGGAUUCAGUGUGUGCGACAACGUCCUGCACAUCAACCACUUCGUCGGCCAGAGGUAAGGUUUGUGCGACAACGUUCUGCACACCAACCACUUCGUCGGUCAUAGGUAGGGCUUGUGCGACCGCAUCCAGUUUGACUUCAGCAAUCACAGAGACCUCUGCCACAACUUCAAAUGGUUCGGCCACGGGGGACGUAGCAACAACGGCAAUGUCAGGUGCAACCUGCUCAGCAACGUCAGUUUCGACUAGUACGGUCGAGGCAAUCACCGCUUCAGCUUCAAUCUCAGAGACCACUUCAGACGCGGCAUCAGUAGCUUCAGUCGUAACUGCAGCUUCCACCACUACUUGAGCAACUUCAGAAACAUCGCCAACCACUGGCGCGCCAACAGGUUCCGCGUGGAGUUCGAUGGCUACGUCCACAACUUCUUCCAAGACUUGAGCCACGACAGGCACUUCAACCACUUCGCCAGCUACCACAUUCGCUUCCAGCUUGGUUUCCAGGACAACUUCGACCACUUCUUGAGCGAGUUGGGCAAUUACUGGCGCCACAACUUCAACUUCAGUCGCCACGGGUACCACAACAGCUGCUUCCAGCUUGUCUUCAACGACCACUUCCACCACAUUGUCAGAAGGUGGCGGCACAACGGCAUCCGUUUCAAAGACCGGGACCUCAGCCGACUCGACGGCAUCAACAGCUUCCACAUCAGGCAGUGCAACCACUUGCUCAUGUUCUUCAGGAAUGCCUUUAGCUUUCGCGACGAAGGGUUCGGCAUCGUCAGACUUCACUGUCGUCAACACUGGAGCCGUCCCGAGAGCAUCUUCCAAUGGAGCAUCCGCAGGGCUUUCUUUUUCCUCAUUGAGCACGACCUCUGACAGCCACACGUUCGACACAUUAAGGUGUGUGGCAGCAACCAUGUCAUUCAGAGCCGUCGACACAGGGACGGCGGUAGGGGGUUGAUGGAGGAUGGGAACACCAAUGGUCUUGGCCACGUAAAAUGGGUUUCGAGAUACCUCCGGGGCGACCGACAUGUUCCAAGCGCAUGUUGGCAAGUCAAGGGGGGGCAAUGUCAGCUUGGGGAGGACAGAAACGUCGGUGUUGGCCACUUCAACUGGCUGCGAUUUUGGCAAAAAAGGUGUCGAGUACACCGAGUCAGCCCAGGGCGCCACCCAUGAGGUCGACAGUGUCACAGGGCGAGUGGCUUGCUCCGAUGACGCAUUCAACCACACCUGCUCCUUCUUGACAGGGGCGCCUUCCAAUGAAGUGGUGGUCACAUUAGCUUCAGCAAUUGGUUCAGCAGCGACAACGGCAGCUUCCUCCACGGGGGAUACAACGGCCGUCGCAUUGUCAGUAGCCGCCACUACGGCCACUGUCGAGGUCGGCAAGUCCUCUGUCGUAAUCUCGACUGGCUCUCCCAAGGCGGCAUUGGCAUCUCCCCGCUUCCAUAAAUGUCGUCCAGAUGACUUGGACGCCAGGGGAGCAUUCACUUUGGGCGUCGUUUUAGACGCGUUCGCUUGCGAGGGAUAGACAAGGGAUCGCAACGCCAACGCCAACGAAUCGAAGGCAGACGCCGGCAGCACGUCCGUCGCCAACCCUGCCGACAAAGCAGACGCGUCCACUUCAUCGUACGAGACGUUUCUUUCCACAGUCGCAGACUUCGUGGCGUUUGCAUCGCUUGAAACAACUUUGGGUUCCUCCAGAACGACGUCGGCAACAAUAGGCACAGCUUCAACGCCCACAGCGUCCGCUGAGAGUGGCAGCACCUUGGAUGGGGUUUGAGUUGCGUUUUCAAAUGCAAUCUCAGCCGAAAGGUUUCGGGUAGUCUCCGUCGCCACCGCUUCGACCACACCGUCAUUGGCUAGCGUCGUCGGGGCUUCCACCAACGACACAUUGAACCCGGGAAGUUGUUCUUGGGUCAAUGGGCGACGGGGUGACGUGUCCACCGACGGCUUCUUUUCCACGGUUUCUAGAGAAGGGGCAACGUUGCCCUCUGUCGCAGGAACGCUCGCAGGCUUCUUCGUGUUGGUCAGCUUCAACAUGAGCGCAAUUUGGGCGCUAAUGUCUUGGGGGGUCUUGGUGGCUUCCACAACGACUUCUUUGCUAGUCGACACGUCUUCCUUGGGUUCUUUAACGUCCGCUGACUUCUCCUCACGAGCAUCAAGCACUUUCAAGGGAGCUGCUUGAGUCGUCUUUACUGGGAGGUUCGCUUGCUGCACAGUCUUCAGGACUUCCGGUGCCUUCUCCACGACAACGUCAGGGACAGUUUCAACCCAUUGGGAGGACGCCGACGGUUCCGGCGCCUUGUACACUUGCUUCAGUUUUUCCACAAGCAUCUCCACGUCAAAUGGGGCAUGGACAACAGGGCUUGACGAGUGCACGUCCUUCGUUGACGACAGGUUCAACGCGCCUGCCCCCACGCCAAUACAGAAGAUCAAGGCACCCAUCAGUCGCUGGGACGUAAACAGUGAGGGGCUGGUGGGAGCAGGAGAAGCCUUGGCCAAGGGAGCCGGGUCGAUGGCUUCUGUCGCCAUGGUGUGGCUUCGACGCACCACAGUCACUGGCUCGGCUACUUUGGCUGGUGGUGCGGCAGUGGCCUGCAGGGCGGCCAACACAUCUUGAUGGUACGAAGUCAAUCGUUCCAACAUGUCCGCACUGAGGUCCUUUGAUUGAGUGGAGGGGCGUUCGUCGAGCGACUUGAGCUGGUUCAACAUUAAAUUCUGCGCUUGUUCCGACUGGUUCAUAAAUGCCGUCAUGGCUACCGACAAGUAGUUGACGUUUUGCAUUGUUUCGCCUUCCUUGUGGCUUUGAAGUGCGACAAGUUGACGGGUAACGGCCUCCAAUUGCUGUUUCAACGCCGUCUUUUCCUGCUCCACCCGAGUCGUGAGGACGAUCUGACGCUCCAGUAAGUCGCACUUGACACGAUGUUCGAGCUGCAACUCCUUGAGAACGCUCUCCAUCGCAAUCAUCUGUUUUUGAACCUUGUCGACCACACUCGCCAUCUCGACUUCUUGCUUGCGCAACUUCAUGCGAGCUAACGUGUCCGACAUACCGGUGGAUUGCGCCAACGCAGACGAAAACGUAGGCCGAAUGUAAUGAGGAUGGUGGCGCGACUUCUGGCGUUCACAAGGGGACGCCGAAAAGUUUGAACUGGGCGCAGAGUCUGCGGUCGACCGGCGAGCCAUGCCGGCUGUGGACAUUUCCCACGCGUUGUCCAUCGCAGCGACUGAAGACGAGUUUGUUUCUACAUCGGAUUCGAGGUGCAUUUGCUGUUCGCACACCACAGUCUUGGUCGUGGUGGUGGUUGUGGUUCGCACGAACUCGUUUGGCGCCGACGGUUUGAUAACUUCAGAGUGAAACUCAACCUCCUUCGCCGGACAGUCGCUGUCAGAGUCAGCGUAGUCGUCACCAAAGAACAUUUGCCGCUGGACGACGCGGAUAGGAGAGCGCGAGGGGGAGCGCGAGGGGGAGCUCGAGCGGACAAUGCGCGACUCUUCGUAGUCUUCAACUGAUGACCGCGACGACGUCGAGACUGUCGAUCGGGUGUUGCGGUACAGAGGGGAGUGCAGUCGGCAUCUUGCGUUAAGGAUGCUAAUCUGACGUGCACGGAUGCGGCCUCGAUGAUCCACCAUGACGCCAAUGAUCUGAUGGAGGCGGAGGUUGGCGGUUAAAUAUACCUUGCGGAUAGGUGGCGGCUUGG